AAAAUGUCAAAAAAUUUCGCAUACACAGGCACCAAAAAAUUAAAAUAAAUGUAUUUCGCCUGCCCUAAAAUAAACAACAAUUUUCGUUAUUUAACAAGGCAAAUCUUGCCUACGUGUUCCGAAUACCAUUAAAUAAUCCCUUAUAAAGUUAGAGUGUGCAAAAUCUUUAAACAAGGAAAAGUCUACACGUCACACACACAGGAAAAUGCAGCCGAUUUAUUAAGGGUAAAUUUACACCACUGAUUUUUAUUGAAACGAUGCAAUCGAAUAGCAAAACCACCAAAACCAGAGAGAUGUUUAUAUUAAGGGCUUUGGAAAAGAUUCUGAAUGAUAAGGAAAUCAAAAGGUCACAUCAUUCGCAGCUGAAAAGGGCUUGCGAAGCUGCACUUGAAGAACUUAAAAAAGAAACUCACGAACCUCCUGUCCAAGACUUGCCAAGCGAAAAAAUAUCUGAUGCUCUGCCUCAACCGAAAAGCGGCAACGCCAAUGUACUCACCACUGAAAAAUAUUUCCUACCAUUCGAAUUGGCAUGUCAAAGUAAGUCUGCUAGAAUUGUUACAACAGCCCUGGACUGCUUACAAAAGCUCAUUGCCUACGGGCAUUUGACUGCCAACGUACCCGACUCAACAACCCCUGGAAAACUACUAAUUGACAGAAUUGUUGAGACUAUUUGUGCUUGCUUUACAGGCCCUCAAACGGACGAAGGUGUCCAACUGCAAAUAAUCAAAGCCCUAUUAACUGUGGUUACUAGUCAGCAUGUGGAAGUCCACGAAGGAACUGUCCUACUAGCUGUCAGGACUUGCUACAAUAUUUUCCUGGCAAGCAAAAAUCUAAUCAACCAAACAACUGCCAGAGCCACCCUAACUCAAAUGCUAAACGUAAUCUUUACAAAAAUGGAAUUGGAAGCUGAAUUGCAUCCAUCAAUAUUAACAAACGGUGAAGCAAAAUUUCCAGAAAAUCCUUUCGAAGAAGAUGCUUUAAGCGAAACAAUAGCUACAGACAUUUUAGAUUGCAUUCUUGAUAAUGUCAUGUCAACAUCAAUUACACGAGUUCCAUCUCAAGAAAGCAUCACUACGAACAGCGAAAACGAUUCGGCCGUGACAGCAAAAUUCACUCACAUACUGCAAAAAGAUGCUUUUUUAGUUUUCAGGGCCUUGUGCAAACUGUCAAUGAAACCAUUACCUGAAGGCACCCCCGAUCCAAAAUCGCACGAGCUGAGAUCAAAAAUAUUGUCUUUGCAACUUUUAUUGUCCAUUUUGCAAAAUGCUGGACCAGUUUUUCGGUCAAAUGAGAUGUUUAUUACUGCAAUUAAACAAUAUUUGUGUGUGGCUUUGAGUAAAAACGGUGUCAGCUCUAUUCCAACUGUGUUUGAGCUUUCGUUGGCGAUUUUUCUUGCGCUUCUGUCAAACUUUAAGUUGCAUCUUAAAAUGCAAAUUGAAGUAUUCUUCAAGGAAAUUUUCCUUAACAUUUUGGAAACUUCUAAUAGUUCAUUUGAGCACAAAUGGAUGGUGAUUCAAGCCUUGACAAAAAUAUGCAGUGAUGCUCAAUCAGUGGUUGAUAUCUAUAUAAAUUAUGAUUGCGAUUUGGCUGCUGCAAACCUAUUUGAACGCUUAGUAAAUGACUUAUUUAAAGUAGCCCAAGGGAGACACUCACAAGAAUUAGGCGCUUCGCCCAAUCAAGAAAGAUCUAUGAAGCUACGAGGGCUUGAAUGUCUAGUGUCAAUUCUAAAAUGCAUGGUUGAGUGGAGCAAGGAUUUGUAUGUUAAUCCUAAUUUGCAAAGCACUGUGGGCGAGCCUCAGCUUAAAGAUAGGGAUUUGGUAUCUUUGAAAAGUCACGGGGGUAGUGUUGAUAGUUUGAUUUCGAGUGAUAGUGGGAACAAGGAAGUUUUGGAUUCGCCUGAACAGUUGGAAGUUUUGAAGCAACAAAAAGAGGUUUGGGAAACUGGUAUUGACACGUUUAAUAGGAAACCGCGCAAAGGGAUUGCCUACUUGCAAGAACACGGAUUACUUGGAGGCACCGAAGAGGAAAUCGCAAAGUUUUUGCAUUCAGAAGAGCGACUGGACAAAACAAACAUUGGAGAUUUUUUGGGAGACAAUGACGAUUUUUGCAAGUCCGUCAUGUAUACGUAUGUUGAUCAAAUGCAGUUUACUAAGAUGGACUUUGUGGCUGCGCUCAGACACUUUUUGGACGGAUUCAGAUUGCCUGGAGAAGCACAAAAAAUUGACAGAUUAAUGGAAAAAUUCGCAAGCAGAUACUGCGAAUGCAACCCAAACAACGGCCUAUUUUCCAGUGCCGACACCGCUUACGUUUUAGGUUUCUCCAUUAUAAUGCUCACCACAGACUUGCACUCGCCCCAAGUAAAAAGCAAAAUGACCAAAGAGCAGUACAUCAAACUAAACCGUGGCAAUACCGAUUGCAAAGAAGUACCAGAAGAGUAUUUGUCUCAAAUCUACGAUGAAAUUGCCGGGCAUGAAAUCAAAAUGAAAACCACUGUGAACAAACCGGGCAAACAACUGUUCAACAGUGAAAAGCGCAGGAAGAUUCUAUUCAAUAUGGAAAUGGAGGCGAUUUCAACUGCAGCCAAAAAUUUAAUGGAGUCAGUUUCGCACGUGCAAACCCCUUUUACUUUGGCUAAACAUUUAGAACACGUUAGGCCAAUGUUUAAGAUGGCUUGGACUUCAUUUUUGGCUGCCUUUAGUGUAGGACUUCAAGACUGCGACGAUAUUGAAGUAGCUUCACUUUGCCUUGACGGUAUUCGAUGCGCUAUAAGAAUCGCGUGCAUUUUUCAUAUGACUUUAGAGCGCGAUGCUUACGUACAAGCAUUAGCAAGGUUUACUUUACUCACAGCCAAUUCCCCAAUUUUAGAUAUGAAAGCUAAAAAUAUAGAUACUAUUAAAACUUUGAUUAUGGUUGCGCAUACAGAUGGGAAUUAUUUAGGUCCCUCUUGGUUGGAUAUUUUGAAAUGUAUUUCUCAAUUGGAGCUGGCUCAGUUGAUUGGUACUGGGGUGAGGCCUGAGUUUCUUUCAGGCCCUGGCCACAAACCACCUGAUCCUAGUUAUAAGGAGCACAUAGGCCAAACUAGCUCUCAAAGCGUCGUGGUUGCAGUUGACAGAAUUUUCACCGGGUCAACUCGUUUAGAUGGAGAUGCUAUUGUAGAUUUUGUCAAGGCCUUGUGUCAAGUUUCAUUGGACGAGCUGGCACAUCCGGGACACCCAAGGAUGUUCUCUUUGCAAAAAAUAGUAGAAAUUUCCUACUACAACAUGGGCAGGAUUCGUUUGCAAUGGUCUAGGAUUUGGCAAGUUUUAGGAGAGCACUUUAACAAAGUGGGCUGCAAUAGAAACGAGGAAAUUUGCUUUUUUGCUGUAGAUAGUUUGCGGCAACUAUCAAUGAAGUUUAUAGAAAAAGGCGAAUUUUCUAAUUUCCGUUUCCAAAAAGACUUCCUCCGACCUUUCGAGCAUAUCAUGAAAAAAAACGUUUCGCCUACAAUACGAGACAUGGUUGUCCGAUGUGUGGCUCAAAUGGUAAAUUCCCAAGCUAACAAUAUAAAAUCAGGCUGGAAAAACAUAUUUUCGGUUUUCCAUUUGGCCGCAGGGGACCAAGAAGAGGCCAUUGUGGAAUUGGCGUUUCAAACAACUGGGAAAAUAAUAUCGGAAUUGUAUGACAGGCAAUUUCCAGCUAUGAUUGAUUCAUUUCAGGACGCCGUUAAGUGUCUGUCAGAGUUUGCUUGCAACGCUAGAUUUCCUGAUACUUCUAUGGAGGCGAUUCGAUUGGUGAGGUCUUGCGCUUGUAGCGUCGCCUCAGCGCCUAAUCUAUUUGCAGAACACGGAGGUAUGGAAACGGAAAUAAUAAUAACUGAAGACGACCGCGUUUGGGUACGUGGCUGGUUCCCUCUUCUAUUUUCUUUAUCCUGCGUUGUAAAUCGAUGUAAAUUAGACGUAAGAACCCGUGCCUUGACGGUACUAUUCGAAAUAAUCAAAACUUAUGGCGAAAGCUUCAAAGCCCAUUGGUGGAAAGACCUUUUUAAAAUCUUAUUCAGGAUAUUCGACAAUAUGAAACUGCCGGAAAAACAUACGGAAAAGGCCGAAUGGAUGACUACCACUUGCAAUCAUGCCUUAUACGCUAUCGUUGAUGUUUUUACGCAAUAUUUUGACGUUUUAGGGCCUUUAUUGCUGGAGGAUUUAUAUUCACAGUUGCACUGGUGCGUCCAACAGGAUAAUGAACAAUUAGCCAAAUCAGGUACUAAUUGUUUAGAAAAUCUAGUCAACUCAAACGGCCACAAGUUUACCAAAGACACCUGGGACAAAACAUGCAAAUGCAUGCUGGACAUUUUCAACUCCACAAUCCCCUCAGCGUUGCUGACCUGGAAACCAGAAUCAAUGAAAACAACCGCAGUAAUAGAACAAAACGGCGAUAUAAGGAGCAUCCUGAAACGAUCAGUGAGUUUCGCUGACCAGCAAUCCACCAAUCCAGAAGUGGCUUUGUUUCAGAGUCUAGAAAUCAAAAGUGUUGUCCAGCUGGAAUUGAUACAAACUAUUGAUAAUAUUGUGUUUUACCCGGCAACUUCUCGCAAAGAGGAUGCCGAAACUUUAGCCCUGGCAACUGCCGACAUGACCGGCAAUGGAAACUUGACAGAGUGCCAGAGGGAAGAACAAGGAAUGUACAGAUUGCUGAGUUCGCCUCAUUUGUUGAAGUUGACUGAGUGUUUGCAACAAUCACAUCGAUUUGCAAAAGCAUUCAACCUCAACCACGAACAACGCAACUUACUAUGGAAAGCAGGCUACAGGGGUUCAGUAAAACCAAACUUGUUGAAACAAGAAACUCAAAGUUUGGCUUGCUUGUUGAGGAUUUUGUUUAAAAUGUAUUGCGACGAGGGCAGGCGUGAACAUUGGCACGUGAUUGAAGAAAAGCUGAUGGACGUUUGCCAAGAGGCUUUCGAUUACUUUUUGCAGUUGCAAAGCGAGGCGCACAGGGAUGCUUGGACGACACUGUUGCUGCUAGUGCUGACUAGGAUGUUGAAAAUGCCUGACGAUAGGUUUGCAGUACACGUAUCGAAAUACUACCAGUACCUUUGCGAAAUCGUCUGUUUCGACCUAAAAGCCGAGCUGAGGUCGAUACUGAGGCGAGUCUUUUUGCGAAUCGGGCCUGUUUUUCAUAUCACCCGAGCCUCGUCUUAGCUCAACAUCAAAUCAACGUUAUUUAGGAGCUGACAGUGUACAUAAACUAGUCGAUUGUAGAUAAUUAUUUUCGAUUUUAUAUUUAUAGCAUAAGAACUAAGAAUUGUAUUGACACUAUUUUAGAAAUUUGGAUAAUUAUUAUUUGAAUCGAUAAUAGUACAUAGUUUGCUCUAAAUCUUCGGCGUACCGGGUGUCAAUUUAUAAAGUAACUUUUUUACAUACAAUCAAAAAUAAAAAAGUUACAGGUGGUGAUGCUUUAUAACUUGACACCCUGUACAACAAUCCAGGAAAAUCUUUGCUGUAAAAUUGCUUACCAAUUAAAUGUAUGUUGUAUAUAAGGCAAAAAAAAUUGGUCUAUUAUAUAUUAUAUUAAUGCCAUUCCGUACUACCUAAGUGAUAGAAGGUUUUUAAUUUGUUAAAGUAUGUAUUGUUAUCUGUUAUCUAUAUACAAGACAAUUAUUGUCUUGUGAAUAAAUAAUGAGACAAUAGAAAAAUUGUUUAUGUGCCUUCAACGAUAGUAAUUGUAUAAUUUGUUGAAUUGAUUUAUCUCAUUGCAUUAAUAAUAAUUGAAUUGAGUGAUUGAUAUAGUAAACAAAUAAUAAUUUAUUUCCUAGUUAUGUUAUUUUGUUGAUAAAGGUAAUUAUUAUUAAUAAAUGCAAUUGUUUUAUCACCAUAUGGUACUAGAACACCAAUGAAUUCUA
Molecule: messenger RNA, 5875 nt
Organism: Ceutorhynchus assimilis (cabbage seed weevil)
Lineage: Eukaryota; Metazoa; Arthropoda; Insecta; Coleoptera; Curculionidae
Source: the annotation of a GenBank genome assembly